Molecule: messenger RNA, 2152 nt
Organism: Panonychus citri (citrus red mite)
Lineage: Eukaryota; Metazoa; Arthropoda; Arachnida; Trombidiformes; Tetranychidae
Product: ATP-binding cassette sub-family F member 1-like
Exons: 2
Coding region: 186-1940 (584 amino acids)
Molecular function (GO): ATP binding; ATP hydrolysis activity
Source: RefSeq, a predicted model, not a curated record
UUUCAUUUGGUCAACACAUUUUGUUGUUGAGAUUAACUCAUUUUAAUUGUAAGUAAUUAAGUUUAAUUUUCUUUAAUUAAGGUUAAUUUUAAUUGUUUAAUCUAUUGAUUGUUGUACAAACUUCAAUUGACAUUUAGUUCUGUUACUUGUUGUUCAACGUUUACGGAAUUAUUUAUCCAGAUAAAAUGGCUGAUCGAAAGAGUCGACGUAAGGAAAAAUUGGCCAAACAACUUGAAAAACAAAUGAAAGAAAUCGCUUUGGAAAAUUCAAGUUUCUCCGUUUCCACUUCUAGCAAUCAAAAUGCUCAAACAAUUGACAAUGCAAUCAAGAUAGACAAUUUUUCAAUCAGUGCUGGUGGUAAAGAAUUGUUUGUAAAUGCAUCACUUAACAUUACCUUUGGUCGAAGGUAUGGUUUAGUUGGUCCUAAUGGUCAUGGAAAAACAACUCUUCUUCGUCAUAUCUCAGAAAAGAAGGAAUUAAAUUUAGCUGAAGAUUUACAUGUUCUUCUUUGUGAACAAGAAGUUAUGGCUGAUGAAACACCGGCAGUUGAGGUUUUAAUCAAAAGUGAUGAUCGUGUUACUAAAUUACAAAAGAAACUUGAAGAACUACAAAAUGCUGAGAAUCCAGAUCAAGAUCUUAUUAAUGAAAUUUACACUGAAUUAAAUGCUCUUGGCGCUGAUUCAGCUGAAGCCAGAGCUCGACGUAUUCUGGCUGGUUUAGGUUUCUCAACGAAAGAAAUGCAAGAUAGACCAACUAAAAAUUUCUCUGGAGGUUGGAGAAUGAGAGUUUCUUUGGCUCGUGCUCUUUUCAUUGAACCAACACUUUUACUACUCGAUGAACCAACUAAUCAUCUUGAUCUUAACGCUGUCAUUUGGUUAGACAAUUAUCUUCAAAGUUGGAAAAAGACUUUACUAAUUGUUUCUCACGAUCAAUCGUUUUUGGACAAUGUGUGUACCGAUAUAAUCCAUUUAGACCAGAAGAAACUGUAUGCUUAUAGAGGAAAUUAUACUAAAUUUAAGGUCAUGUACCAACAAACGAAAGCGGCAAAUCAGAAAAAAUAUGAAACCCAAGAGAAACGGAUGCGAGAACUUAAAAAGAAAGGAGCUUCCGGUAAACAGGCUGAGAAAUCUGUUAAAGAGCAUCAACAACGUAAACAAGGAGAAACUCAGAUUGGUGAUUUAAUCGAAAGGCCUAAAGAAUAUGUCGUCAAGUUUAAAUUCAAGAAUCCAGAUCCCCUUAGUCCUCCGAUUCUUGGUCUUUAUGAUGUCGAUUUUGCCUACAAUCCGGAAGGACAAUUACUUUUCAAGAAGCUCAAUUUCGGUGUUGACAUGUCAAGUCGAAUCGCAAUUGUGGGUCCAAAUGGUGUCGGUAAAUCAACUUUUCUUAAACUGUUAUCAGGUGAAUUGGAACCACUUUCAGGUGAAUUACGGAAAAAUCAUAGAGCUCGAAUUUCAAAAUUUGAUCAACACUCAGGUGAACAUUUAAAUCCAGAGGAAACACCUACCGCCUUUUUACAAAGAGUAUUUGAUCUUGCCUAUCAAGAUGCACGGAAACAAUUAGGUUCUUUUGGUCUAGUGGGCUAUGCACAUACAAUUCCUUGCGGUCAACUCAGCGGUGGUCAAAAAAGUCGUGUAGCUUUAUGUGAAAUGGCUCUUAAAGGUCCGCACAUUUUAAUCAUGGAUGAACCUACCAACAAUUUAGACCUUGAAUCAAUUGAUGCUUUAGCCGAUGCACUUAAUAAAUUUAAGGGCGGUGUUAUAAUUGUAACUCACGAUGAAAGACUAAUUCGAGAAACAGAAUGUCAACUUUGGGUGGUGGAAAAUAAUACAAUUGAAGAGAUUGAUGGUGGAUUUGAUGAUUACAGAGAGGAAUUACUAACAGCCCUCGGGGAAACAGUUAACAAUCCAUCAAUUUCAGCUAAAUUAGCUGGAGCAAUUUAACGAUAAUUAAGUCGAUUCUCUUAGUCUAAUAACAACAGAAGACCACGAAAAAUUGAUUGUUAUAACCUCUUUUCUAUUAUAUAUAAAUUAACUUGUUAAAUGUUAAACUUUUUCCUCUGUAACAUUUACCAAAUGAAUUCACCCUUUUGCUAAUUAAUCAAAAUUUUACUUAUCUAAGAAAUAAAAAGCAAAUCAAAACGCCAACAAUUAAA